Pyricularia oryzae 70-15 is the source of this 780-nucleotide messenger RNA. RefSeq lists its product as uncharacterized. The record is from RefSeq and is a predicted model, not a curated record. NCBI's taxonomy places the organism in Eukaryota, Fungi, Ascomycota, Sordariomycetes, Magnaporthales, Pyriculariaceae. The transcript has a single exon. The coding region runs from base 1 to 780 and encodes 259 amino acids. Gene Ontology annotation, molecular function: toxin activity.
AUGAUUUACCCCCUCGCCCUCAUUGUUCCAUCCCUUUUCCUGUCUCUAGUAGGCACAACUCUGGGCGCUGCUCCACCAAAGAUCGUCUAUCGAGGAGACAAGCGCGACCCCAAAACACUCCAAGAUUGCGGCGGCUUCGUGUGCCCGGGUGACAGGACCGGCACCUUGGACCUGGACAUGACAUUCCAUCAGCAUGUUAUGAUCAACCACAACGAAAAUGAACGGUACGACCAGAGCCCGUUCAUUUCGACCUCGGCCAACAAGGCAUUCUCCGCCGAGCAUGUCCAGGAUAGAAACCGGGGCAAGGUAGUGUACGUAUAUUACAUUGACACGUCCGCCAUCGCCGACAACUUUAUCGACAUUGCGCAGUCGUACAAGGACAUCGGAGGGACAUACCAUUGGCCUUGGGAGAAGGAGUUUGCUGCCAAGCGCAAAAUCCCCUGGUCCAGCGUCGUCGGCUACGACACCCUCGGGCCGGGCUUGUUCCCCAGGCACACCAAGGUGACCCACGGCGGAGCUUGCAAGCGCGGGCUUACAAGCUCAGGGGGCGCCUGUCUCCUCGGAGCGGGAGGCAGAAAGACGACGGCAAAGACGGCAAAGACGACCAAGGCGACACAGACCAAGAAGACCAAGACGAAGCCGGCCGCCAAAGGUACUGUUCCUGCUCGAGGUGCUACUGCUGCCGGGGCAGCUCCGGCCGCGAAAACCCGUAUCAAGGCCGGCCGUGUUGACAAGGCCGCUCGCCGGGCUGCUAUCGGCCGUGCCGCGGAGGGUCGAUAG